AUGAUGAACACAAAUAAAGUUUGUGCUUCUUGCUGCGAAGUCGUUUAUCCUCUGGAAUUGAUAAGAUGUUUUGAUCAGGUAUGGCAUAGAAGAUGCUUCCGUUGUCAGCACUGUGGGAUGGCCUUAAGCAUAUGUAACUAUCAUGGUGGGUAUGAUAAGAAGCCAUAUUGUGCAGCACAUACUCCAAAGCCAACCUCAUUUACAUUCAUUCCGGAUACACCAGAACUAUUGAGAGUAGCUAACAAUACAAGAAUGUUUAGCAGUAUAAGAUACAGUGCAGAUGCUCAACGUAUUAGAAGCAAAAUCACAUCAUUUCCAGAUGACUUGUGGACUCAACAUACAUUGAGACUAUCAAAACAAUACAGUGAGGCAAACAGUGUUCGUUCUGGACGAAGCUCUGGAUUUGAUGAACGCUGCUCACCACAAUCAUAUGGACGUAGUGCUUCAUACUACAAUAGUUAUACACCACCACCUACUCGAUUUGGACUAAGCAAUCAUUGCACUUCACCUCAUACUUUUUCAAAUUCGUCAGGCAUAAAUUCUAGAUCACUGUCAAAUAGUGGUGGAUGUCAUCUUAAAAUCGAUCCAAUCAAUCAUCAUCAUCAUUAUGAUCAAGGGCAUACGCCACCGGCAAAUCAUAAUGGACUAAGUCGUUCUGGUUCUUGUCAUUCAGUUAUUAUUACUCCUACAGAUCCUGAUGAUGAAGUUACUAAAAACAGUUGUUCGCUCAAAUAUUCUUCAUUUUUGAAUAUUCUAUGAGGAUUUUUAAACUACUGAUAAAACACGGUAAUGAUUUCCGAACCUGAUGAACAUUUUAACAGAUUUCAUUAAAACUGCUUUAUUUCUUUUACAAGCUUCAUUCCAAUUCUUUUGUGUCAUCUCACUUAGAUUCAUCAAUAUUUAUAUUGAAACUAUGCUUAUCAUUCGUAUUUUGUUUUUUCGGUAAUUACAAUUAACGUUAAUAAUAAGAAAAUGAAGUUAUAUUUUUAAUACCAUAGAUUAUAUUUCCCAGUGUAGCUCAUCAAACACAACUUUUAUUUAAUUUAUUUUACAUUGUACGAUUUGUGUGACGACGUUAUAUUGAUUGUCUGUCGAUAUUGAAAUAGGGUUUGUACUUGAGAUUGAGCGCUGAGCGUUUUAAUUAUUAAAUGAUCCUCUUCACAUGCAUUUAUAUAAUAAAUACACCCUAAUAGAAGGUCAUUUAUCGUUAUUCUUCCGUUCAGGAGAACAAGAUUACAACCCAGUCUUCUUAUAACAACAGUUAUGCAGCUUCACUCUCUGAUAGAACUAUUCAGGCACUAAAAGCCAUGUGGUACUACAUUUUAUUCACUUACUUAUUAAGCUAAUAUAUGCAUGCGUAAGCGACUGAGAAAGGUCAACUGAUAAUAAUAAACACAAAGUAUCAGUAGGUUUUUCCUAUAACCGUGAGAAGAACGAUUGUGAUGAAAUAAAAUGAUGAAGAAAUAGUUACGUCAGAUAUUAUGACUCUUAAUUUAAUUGAAUAAUCUUCUUCAAUUAUUUAAAAUCAUUAUGAAGUUGUUUAAAAACUUUUAGAUUCAUAGAUGUUAUUUAAACUGUAUUGAAAAUUCAUUUCUUGAAACAUUUUAAUUAAUAUUGAGGGAUUUGUAUAGAUUACAGAAUACUAUAGUGUAAGUCAUGAAUUGAUCGUAGCUAGACGGAUGAGCACUGCUGAGCAAUCCCGUACUACGACUAAAUGGCCGUUCAGUGCUUCCUGAUUUUCUAUAACGGUCUAACUCAGAUCAUUUUGUGAUUUAACUUACAAUGAACAUCGUAAAUAAGAUAAUAUAUUUUCAACAUUCCAAUGAGUGGGAAAAUGAGAUUUUCGGAAGCUUCGUGACUCAGUGCAAGCCACUUCAGGUUAUUUAUUUUCUGAAGAAGUGGAUAUUCUACCUAAUGCUCAAUUUAUUCGAAAUUAUCAAGUCAAACCAUGGUAAUGAUACCUAUAGAAAACAUUAUUGUUAAACAAGCUUUUGCCAAUGAUGUAUCGAGUACCUUACAAAUUAAUUGCCUUUUGGCCUAAUAUUUUGGCAAGUGAUUCUUAGAUUUUCGAUAAUUCCAACUAACAAAUGGGCGAUAACAGGGUAAAUUUUCGAUAUACAGAGAUUUAAUGCUCCGUUAAAAGUAUGAGUUCUUGUUAACUGAUUUGUACAAUCUCAAAAGUUACAACUAAAUUAAUAAGAUAUCAUCAUUAAUAUUACUUGACCGACUUUAUGAACUCCUUAACUCCACCUCAGUUAUUAUUCAGCAAAAAAAUUUGUUUUCACAAGAGUGUAUACCUUUUACAAUACUUUAGGAGUUCUGGAUUCGAUUUCCUUCAUUAUUCUCAAUAUUUAAUGACUUGUGCAUACUAAUAAUUAACUUGAAAUGUACCUAAAGUGUCAACUAUUCCAAUAAAAUAAAUUAUUACAGAAAAUUUAUUAUAUUUAUCUGAAAUUAAAAUAAAACCAACAAAUCUGGAAUAGAACGGAAUGCGCGUCCUAUAUUCCACUCCUAGCUAAAUAUUAUCUAUUCCAUAGAAAUAAGUAGAUGCUUUUCUAAAUAAACAUAACUGAAAUCGAAGUUUAUCAUAAUUAUGUGAUAUAUUUGCGCAAUACAUUUCGAACAAUCUGAUCACACAUAUACUUGUUAAGAACAUUUAUAUAUGAAAAAUUAAAAGGUCAACUAGACAGGUUAAGGGUAAGUCAUAACAAAGGAAAAAUAUUAAAGUACACAAAAACAAAUGUGAUUACCACUCUGGACAGUAAAUCAGCCCAACUUGUCAUUAUCGAAAAGACAAGGUCUAUGUUUCACCAAAAGCCCAAACAGCAUGAAAACGAUUGUGUCACAUCCCAUUGUGUCUACAAAUUUACAUGUAUGUGUGGAAACACGUACGUAGGGAGGAGCAAUCGUGAUUUGCAAUUAAGGGUGGGUGAGCAUAUACCAAAAUGGUUGCAAAAUCAGAUGAAUUCCAAUGGUGAAAUAAGACCACAGGAUAGACAGACAUCAUCAUCCAUUGCGAAACAUUUGAUUGAGACGGGUCAUAAGGUUGAUAUCAAAUCAGCAUUUGUUGUGUUGUACAAAAGCCUUCAAGGACGUAUACUAAGGUUUAUUGAAGCCUUGGCUAUACGAAAAUUGAAACCCCCUUUAUGUGUUCAAAAACAAUUUGUACUUACACUUAACCUACCCUGGUAGUACUGAUUUACUGUCCAGAGUGGUGAUCACAUUUGUUUUUGUGUACUUUAAUAUUUUUCCUUUGUUAUGACUUACCCUUAACCUGUCUAGUUGACCUUUUAAUUUUUCAUAUAUAAAUGUUCUUAACAAGUAUAUGUGUGAUCAGAUUGUUCGAAAUGUAUUGCGCAAAUAUAUCACAUAAUUAUGAUAAACUUCGUCUUCUCAUUGCAUUAUCGAAAUU
Messenger RNA from Schistosoma curassoni, 3412 nucleotides. Lineage: Eukaryota; Metazoa; Platyhelminthes; Trematoda; Strigeidida; Schistosomatidae. The record is from the annotation of a GenBank genome assembly.